Messenger RNA from Knipowitschia caucasica, 528 nucleotides. The record is from the annotation of a GenBank genome assembly. Lineage: Eukaryota; Metazoa; Chordata; Actinopteri; Gobiiformes; Gobiidae.
AUGAUCCACUUUGUUGUCGUAUCAUCUGACCUUCGACCGCCCGUCUCGGACACUCGGGAGAGCUACUCCCAGGUCCCAGAGGAGGAGAGCUACUCCCAGGUCCCAGAGGAGGAGAGCUUCUCCCAGGUCCCAGAGGAGGAGAGCUACUCCCAGGUCCCAGAGGAGGAGAGCUACUCCCAGGUCCCAGAGGAGGAGAGCUACUCCCAGGUCCCAGAGGAGGAGAGCUACUCCCAGGUCCCAGAGGAGGAGAGCUUCUCCCAGGUCCCAGAGGAGGAGAGCUACUCCCAGGUCCCAGAGGAGGAGAGCUACUCCCAGGUCCCAGAGGAGGAGAGCUACUCCCAGGUCCCAGGGGAGGAGAGCUUUUCCCAGGUCCCGGCGGAGGAGAGCUACUCCCAGGUCCCAGAGGAGGAUAGCUUCUCCCAGGUCCCGGCAGAGGAGGAGAGCUACUCCCAGGUCCCAGAGGAGGAGAGCUUCUCCCAGGUCCCAGAGGAGGAGAGCUACUCCCAGGUCCCAGAGGAGGAGAGCUAG